AUGUCACUGUCGAAGCAACCCUCGGAUCACAUAAAGCGGCCCAUGAACGCGUUCAUGGUGUGGUCCAGGGGACAGAGGAGGAAGAUGGCUCAGGACAACCCCAAGAUGCACAACUCAGAGAUAUCGAAGAGACUUGGAGCUGAGUGGAAGUUACUCACUGAAAUGGAGAAGAGGCCCUUCAUCGAUGAAGCGAAAAGACUCAGAGCCCUCCACAUGAAAGAACAUCCCGAUUAUAAAUAUCGGCCGCGGCGGAAACCGAAGGCUUUGAUCAAGAAGGAGCCUAAGUUCGGUUUCAACAUUAGCGGUCUGAUGGCACCAGUUCCUCGCCUGAUGACGCCCUCCAUGCCGCAGCCUGUACCACAGAUGCCUGUACCACAUCACUUGCUGCAGGACAAACCUGACUUGGGACGGACGCUCUUCCCACCCAUACCAUACCCAUUUUACCCCUUCGCCAAGAUUCCCUCCGACGAUGGAAAGUUGGCAGCCGAAUUAGCGCAUUUACAGACGUAUUUUUAUUCGCAGGCCCUGUACGGCGGUGCGUUGUACAGCUCGGCGUUGUACAACAGCGCCCUGUCUCCUUGCGGCUGCCCUCCUCGCCGGUCUCCGUCACCUCCGCCAGACGUGAAGCGCCCGGUGGCUUACGUCCUGAUGAAGAGUGACGAGGAGCCUCCACAGCAUGUUAUAUGA
Danaus chrysippus (African queen) is the source of this 687-nucleotide messenger RNA. NCBI's taxonomy places the organism in Eukaryota, Metazoa, Arthropoda, Insecta, Lepidoptera, Nymphalidae. The record is from the annotation of a GenBank genome assembly.